AUGUCAUUUGUUGGUGGAGGAUCAGAAUGUGCUGUUAACAACAAUGUUGUUUCUCAACUCAACAAACACACUCAACAAGAUAGAUCUUUACAGCAGCAAGCUUCUCAACCCCUUGGCGGUGUGAUUCAAAAUCAGGGUUUUAAAAGAGAUAACUUGAUUAAUGCUAGAGAUAGACAAAAUUUAGAUCAAUUUAUGAAUAAUGCGGCACCUCAAGGUGCAUCGUUUCAGUUUCAACAAAUGAGACACGAGUUGAAUACUAUGCAUCAGCAUCCGUCUGCUCAGCAACAGCAGCAGCAGCAGCAGAAUAACUGGUCACAGGAUUUUAAACAACAAUCUCAUUCACCAGUACCACAAGUUGCUUCACCAAUGGUGAAAAAUGCUGCUCCCGUUAAUACCCAGUGGGCUAAUGAGUUUCAAGCUGCUCCGCAACAGCCACAAACUUUGCAACAGCAUCAGAACCAACAUCAGCAUAAUCAACAAUUUUCGAGGUAUGGUGGUGCACCAAUGAUGUCGUAUCGUCCUAUGAUGGGUAGUUCUAUGGGCAUGUCUGCGUACCAACAACAACAACAACAACAACCACAGGUGCAGAGGCAAAGCCAAGAACAAACACAAGAUACUGAACAGCAAGUUGACUGGGAUGAUCAAUUUAAAAAGAUCGAAGAACUUUCAGAACAAGCUAAAGAAGAAGCAAAAGUUGCUGAUGACAAAGAUGAUAUAAUCAUUGAUGAUAAAUACCAAGCCACUUUUCAAGAAGUUUGGGAUAGUCUCAAUUCUGAAGCAUUUGAAAAUGAUUUUAUUGAACGACAAUAUGAAGAUUUCAAAAGUACCCAAGGUGAAACUUUCCCACCAGAUAUGAAUCUUUGGGAAAGGGAUUUUGCCAAAUAUGCAUCAACAAGAGCACAUUUUGGUGAUUAUAAAUUCGAAGAUGCCAAGAACAAUCAAUUUUUUGACUUACCAGCAGAUCAAGAUCCUUAUCAAAUUGGUAUCCAAUUGAUGGAAAAUGGCGCCAAAUUAUCUGAAGCGGCAUUGGCAUUUGAAGCGGCAAUUCAGAAAGAUCAAAAUCAUGUUGAUGCGUGGUUGAAAUUGGGUGAAGUUCAAACUCAAAAUGAAAAGGAAAUUGCCGGUAUUACUGCUUUGGAAAAAUGUCUUGAGUUACAUCCAGAAAAUUCGGAAGCAUUAAUGAAUUUAGCUAUUUCAUAUAUUAACGAGGGUUAUGAUAAUGCUGCUUUUGCUACUUUAGAAAGAUGGAUUUCUACAAAGUAUCCUCAAAUUGCUGAACAAGCAAGAAGAGAAAACCCUGAAUUAACUGAUGAGGAUAGAUUCUCAUUGAAUAAGAGAGUUACCGACUUGUUUUUGAAAGCAGCCCAAUUAUCACCAGACGGUGCUAGUAUGGAUGCAGACGUACAAAUGGGAUUAGGUGUCUUAUUUUAUGCCAAUGAAGAUUUCGACAAGACUAUUGAUUGUUUUAAAGCUGCGUUGUCAAUCAGACCCAAUGACCCCAUCUUGUGGAAUAGAUUAGGUGCAUCAUUAGCCAACUCCAAUAAAUCAGAAGAAGCUGUUGAUGCAUAUUUCAAAGCAUUACAAUUGAAACCAACAUUUGUACGAGCAAGAUAUAAUUUGGGUGUUUCUUGUAUAAAUAUUGGUUGUUAUAAAGAAGCUGCUGAACAUCUUUUGUCUGGAUUGUCUAUGCAUCAAGUUGAAGGUGUUGAUUCUGGUUCUUCUUCAUUGAAUCAUAAUCAAUCUACUGCAUUAACUGAAACAUUGAAAAGAGCAUUUAUUGCUAUGGAAAGAAGAGAUUUGGUCGAAUUGGUUAAACCAAAUAUGGAUUUGAAUCAAUUUAGAGGUGAAUUUAACUUCUAG
Messenger RNA from Lodderomyces orthopsilosis Co 90-125, 1860 nucleotides. It is a transcript of the gene PEX5, whose product is annotated as Pex5p. Bases 1 to 1860 code for a protein of 619 amino acids. The transcript has a single exon. Lineage: Eukaryota; Fungi; Ascomycota; Pichiomycetes; Serinales; Debaryomycetaceae. Gene Ontology annotation, molecular function: protein binding. Gene Ontology annotation, biological process: protein import into peroxisome matrix, docking. The record is from RefSeq and is a predicted model, not a curated record. Gene Ontology annotation, cellular component: peroxisomal membrane; cytosol.